UAUGGCCCCCUCCUGCUGCGUGUGAGAGAAGGGACAGCUGACAAAGGAAAGAAACCUGUCAAAAAGAACGUCACCUAUUCAUAUCUCAACGCACCUUCGCCCAGAUAACACUGCACUGAUGUGACAUCCUUAGCAAGUGAAAAAUGCCUGCCAAAUGAUGUAGUGUGCCAGAGAGAGGAACUGACAGAAGAAGGCCAUCAUUGUUGCAGACCAUCUGUUCAGAUCAACCCUCCUCCCUCCCUGCGAGCCUCCACCGCGCAGUCAUGCAGAUCAAUCCAGUGUUUGUGGAGUCCUCUGUAGUUCUGGCUGUGGUGCUUUGUGUCCACAUGGUGGUGUGGAACCAGCACUCCUGGUGCAGCAUAGCCCUCUUCAUCCAGGCCUUCUACGUACAGCACAAAUGGGACCGCCUGCUCAGGUCGGGGGGCGCCGUUUUCCAGUUCCGUCCUGCAGCUAACAGCGGCAUUGUCCCGGCCUCCAUGGUGAUGCCUUUGCUGGGCCUGGCGCUGAGAGAAAAGUGCUCCGCCUCAGGGAAUGUAUACUUUGAGCGCUUCUCCAUGGUGAUCACCAUCACAGGCAUGAUGCUGGCUCUGUUUCUGUCCCUGAUUGCGCUGGGCAUCACGAGACCCGUACCCACCAACACGUGUGUGAUCGCGGGCAUGGCCGGCAGUGCGAUUCUCUACACGACCAAACAGACGCUGACCGUGUCCGAGGUCAUCGAGGUCUUGGAGGUGCUGUUGAUCUUCGUUUAUCUCAGCCUGAUUGUGCUUUACCUGCUGCCACGCUGCUUCACACCCGGAGAGGCACUCCUCAUCGUCGGCGGAAUCAGUUUCAUCGUCAACCAGCUCAUCAAGCGUUCCCUGAACCUGGCAGAGGUCAAAGGUGAUCCUGUGAACUAUUUCCUGCCAGUCAUUGUUGUGGGCUCACUGUUGCUGGGUGUUUUCUUCACCCUGCUUUUCUGCUUCAUGGAGUCCGAAACCUGGGUGUCAUCGCUUUUCUUUCACAUGAUGACAGCUGUUCUGGCCCUGGGAAUCCUCAUGCCGUGGCUCUCCCUGUUCAUUGGCCGACACCCCAUCAUGUGGCUGCUGGACUUUGUCACAUUAAAUGACAGAAGACUCUGUCUGCUGGGAUACUGGGUGUUUCUGGCUGUGGUGGCCACUUGUGUUGUGUUACACCAGAACUACCAGCGCCUCUCAGGGUCUAAGAAGCACCAGGCCUCCACUGUUGUCAGGAAGUACUUCCAUCUGAUUGUAGUGGCCACAUAUGUUCCAGGACUGAUAUAUGACAGGCAGCUGCUCCACGUGGCGUCUGUGGGAUGCUUGGCGGUUUUCUUGUUCCUGGAGUACGUGCGUUACUUCCGGAUCAGGCCGCUGGGUCAGCUGCUCAGGCAGGUGCUCACCUUGUUCCUGGAUGAGCGGGACUCUGGGCCUCUUAUCUUAACCCACGUCUACCUGCUGCUGGGAAUGUCUCUGCCCAUAUGGUUGUUCCCUGGGCCAUGCGCCCCCAAGGGGAUACUCCCUGGUGCUGGCGGCUUGGUACCAUAUGCAGGUGUGUUGGCUGUGGGGGUCGGAGACACUGUGGCGUCUGUGUUUGGCAGCACCAUGGGGGAGAUACGCUGGCCCGGCACAAAGAAAACCAUGGAAGGGACAGCAACAUCGGUGUUUGCCCAGAUCAUCGCCGUGGCCAUGUUUCUCAUCUUUGAUGGGAGCAUCAAUCUGAACUCCACCUACUCCUGGAUUGUGGGCUCCAUCACUCUGGUGGCCAUGCUGGAAGCCUACACCUCCCAAAUAGACAACCUCCUACUCCCACUCUACCUCUUCAUCCUGCUGUUGCUUUGAUUGGACAGAUGGCACAAACAAAAACAGAUCCAUCCCGCUGUCCUUAGCUCUUUCUGGGGGAGAGAAACUACAGUGAAUUUGUAAAAAAUAUGACAGUAGUAGUAAUAAAAGUCCCUGUAGUGGAAGUAAUUUUCACUAGCACAAGAAAGUAAUAGUUAAAAGCUUACAGCUUAAUCAAGCCGGGUAAUUGUUAUGGCGGCAGACAUGAUGUUAGCAUGACAUAAGAGUCUGUCGCCUUCAGAUCACAAGUCAUUUCAGUAUUAGUUGCUUUGAGGAAUGAGACGAUCACUUGCGAAAGAGUUGUAAAAUUAUUCCUUGUCUGCAGUGACAGUGGUGGUGUUCGGUUUCUUCUGCUGACCACGAGGUACUCGACCUCUGACACUAACAGCUCCUGAAUUAUGCAACAGGAGAUAGUCUAGCAAAGUGGGAAAAUGUCCUUUACACAAAAGAGUUCUGGACAGUACAGACGCUGCUAAAUGGCACAUAUUGAUCAUCAAGGAGGUUUUCCUGUCUCGUUCCAAACGGAUACAUGCCUUUGUAUUGCCUUUGAAGAACAUUAUUUAAAGUUAGCUUAUUGAUAUGUCUUUUUCUUAAUCAGUGUUUUGUUAUUAGAUUAUUUUGCCUCCCCGAUGGCAAUAUGAAGUACUUACUGCUGAAAAUAUUUGCCUUAAGAAGUAUAUUUUCUAUCACUCAUUAUCUAUUGUAGACACUGUAGAUAAAAGCAUGGCAGCCCCUCUCAACUCUUCUUCAUAAGGGCUGAUUUAUACUUCAGUAUGGCAAAAACUCACUAUGCUCCUGCAUGACACUAAUGUGAAAUUCAGUACUGUAACAUGUACACAGGUAUCCUACACUAUUUUCUUUUGGUAAAUUGACUUAAUAUUUUUAAGGUUUGAUGGGACCCCUUAAAAGUAAACUUAACGUAUACAUCUCCUUGUGAUACUGAGCCUACAAACCCUGCAAAUGUAUGGAGUCUGUAGAUAAGCUUUGGGCCAAAACGAUGAAUGUAGGCCCUUUAUUUUGAGCCUUUGAACUUUUUUUU
Molecule: messenger RNA, 2874 nt
Organism: Chelmon rostratus (copperband butterflyfish)
Lineage: Eukaryota; Metazoa; Chordata; Actinopteri; Chaetodontiformes; Chaetodontidae
Gene: dolk
Product: dolichol kinase
Exons: 2
Coding region: 264-1835 (523 amino acids)
Biological process (GO): dolichyl monophosphate biosynthetic process
Cellular component (GO): endoplasmic reticulum membrane
Molecular function (GO): dolichol kinase activity
Source: RefSeq, a predicted model, not a curated record